Messenger RNA from Mollisia scopiformis, 1016 nucleotides. RefSeq lists its product as uncharacterized. The coding region runs from base 1 to 933 and encodes 310 amino acids. The transcript has 3 exons. The record is from RefSeq and is a predicted model, not a curated record. Lineage: Eukaryota; Fungi; Ascomycota; Leotiomycetes; Helotiales; Mollisiaceae.
AUGCACUCGAAUGAACAAGAUCUGCGAUGCCCCGGUUGCCACAAAAGAUUUACGCGCCUCGGCGCUCUCAUUGGGCACAUCGAGCUCGAGACAUGCAAAUCACUCCCGAAUAUCGAUAUCGAUCUUGCGAGGAGGGAAAAGGAGCAGUCGAACGCCGCUGUCCAGAGCGCUCGUUCGUUCAAUGACUUCAGUCGAACGGGCGUAUCUUUCAGCGAGGAGCCACACCCACUAGUGAGAACUCCUGGAUUUCCGUCGCCUGCCCAGCGAGGCCAAGCACAAGCCCAAGCCAUUGUCGCGCCGCCUCGUCAGCCACCCCCAAACAUCAUGGAUGCCCAGGAGCCUCUCUCUACACCAGGUAAUGCGUGGACGGGCCAACAAAGCCUUUUCCCUGAUGCUCCUCCUGCCGUUGCCCCUCCCCCAGACCUCGCUGCUACAAUGUUGCAGACCAAUGCCCAACCAGGUCCAGAGGCCAACCCCUAUGAUCCAGACACUCCAGGUUUUGACUCUAGGAAAUAUUACAUUACCAUCAUCAACAAAUUCAAAUGCCCUUAUCGCGGCUGUGGGAAGAGCAUUAACAACCGAAAUGCUUUUAUCGCUCAUCUCAAGUCGCCCGCCCAUCGUAACGAGAAGCUCCAAUGCUCCACCUGCCUGAGGUACUACGAUACCGCCACCGCUUUGACGCAGCACAUGGAGUCCCAAGGUGUUCGAUGCAAGGUUCGCGAGAGCAAUUCCUACAUGACUGCCGUUGACCAAGUCACUGGUGGUGUUGCAUUGCCGUUUGGUAAGCACCAAGACAAUACCGUCAAGUAUGUCGUCAAUUCCGGGGUGUUUGAUCCUGCUAGUGGUGGUGUUGUUGCGGCUAGCAAGUCAGCGGCUGAGGUGAAGAACCAAACCUUCAACAAGUUCUGGGAGGAUCAUGUGCCAAAGUGGUAAGCUGAGGCAAAAGUCAGUGGAGAUAUAUGAUGCUAGGUGGAGAUUAUCAGAUGGCAUGCGUCCUCUUUGCCCAACAUUCCGUC